Molecule: messenger RNA, 321 nt
Organism: Entrophospora sp. SA101
Lineage: Eukaryota; Fungi; Glomeromycota; Glomeromycetes; Entrophosporales; Entrophosporaceae
Source: the annotation of a GenBank genome assembly
AUGUAUUAUUAUCUUAAUAUUUUAUUAAAUAAGGAAAUAGGUCGUUUACCACAAAAUGCAUGGGUUCUAUUUCGUAAAGAUUAUGAAGCAAAACAGCGAUUACGAUUUCCGGAAAAGGCUUUGAAAAUGAAAAACAUUUCAACAGAUGCCGGGGAACAUUGGAGAAAUGAGUCGAUGAAAGUUAAACGAUUCUUUGAUAUUCUGUCAAAAUUGGCACACGAAAAACACAAAUCCAUUUAUCCUGCGUACAAGUACACACCAAAAAAAAAAACAGUAAAGGAUAAUAAUUCGGCGUUAAAAGAUUGGAUUUUUAAAGAUUAG